This is a messenger RNA of Teleopsis dalmanni, 870 nucleotides long. RefSeq lists its product as uncharacterized. NCBI's taxonomy places the organism in Eukaryota, Metazoa, Arthropoda, Insecta, Diptera, Diopsidae. The record is from RefSeq and is a predicted model, not a curated record. The transcript is spliced from 3 exons. The coding region runs from base 26 to 829 and encodes 267 amino acids.
UAGUGAGUCAAAGAAGUUCAAAACAAUGAAGACGAUCGUUCUCGUAACUUUUUUGGUAGGCUUAUUAGCCUGCACAGUCAAUGUAAAUGGUGCAUCUUUCCUUAUAAAUCAGGGAACCAUCAACUCUACAACCAGCGCUAAUGAUUUGAUAACAGCUUUAAAGAAUUUCUUAACUGAUUUUCAAGAAAUUAUGCCAUGCGGUUUUGAGCCUUGGAAUAUACCACCACUAGCACCAUUAACUUUAGACUAUGUUCCUUUCAACUUCACCACUGAUUAUCACAGAGUUACAGGAAACUUGUCAUAUAUGGUGGUAAAAGGUUUAAAUAGUUAUGAGGGCUUGAAAUUCAUAUACAAUCCAAGCACUGAUCGUUUUUAUUUCGAUACGAUUGUAAACGAAGUACAACUGCUCAGUGAGUACCAAGUGAGUGCCUGGGCUAAUUUAGCCGGUUUCUCAGUUCAAGCUCAAGGUGAUGGUGUAUUAAACUGGAAGAUAAAGGACUUCCGUAUGCUUGGUGAUUUUGCUUUGGAAGCUACAACCAAUGGCUUGGCUGUAGAAAACUUUAAUAUGCAAUUCUGGGUAGGCGAUGUUAUUACUGAUAACUGGAAUAAUAUGUGGAGUACUUCCUUAAAUAAUUUUGUCAAUCGCGUUGAACGUGAAUUCGUUUUAAUGCUUGCUGAACAAAUUCAAGCGGAUGCUGAUAAUAUCUAUGCUGCCUAUCUGGUACCAUAUUAUGAUAAUUUAAUGAAGGGCUUCACAAUGGAAUCUUUGACUAUGGCUAUUUCAACUGCAGCAUCGCAGUUAGCUGGAACAACUUGUUCUACCAAUUAAAAUAUUUCUUGAAUAUGUAUAUUUAUACUGAUAUACAUUCA